AUGGUCCAGUUUUCUACCCUUCUUAUCGCUGCCACUGCUUGCCUUGUCGCAGCGGCUCCUCACGGCGCCCAGAAGUCCAAGGCCAUUGUUUCCCGCGGUGCUCCCGCACCAGGUGACGAGCUCACAUUGAGCAAAACAAACAACAAUAUGGACGACGGGACCUUCGACGCCAACGGCGGAGACAUCACGUUCAAGGUCGGCAACAAGCUCGGUGAAGGGAGCGCAGGCAGGAUCUACAGCAUCGACUGCAACGGCAACGCCGCCUGCAACGAGCUGGGCCGCGUCGUCCUCAAGCACUACAUCGACAACUCGCAAGCCGGGGGUGAGCGGAACAACCUUGCCAAGAUUGGGGAGCUGAAGGCCGUCAAAUCCAGCAACGGGGACGAGUUCACCCUCCUGACGCAGUGGGACGGCGUCAAGUUUUCCGAGCUCCCGACGUACCAGAGACUCUCCCAGAACACGGAGGAAAACUACGACGCCCUUGUGGAGUUUGUCGACAGCGCCAUUUCUAAGAUUACCGACGAUGCGAAGGCAUACAUUACGAACAACCUCAUCUUUCAUGAGGACGUCAACGACGCCAACGUCUUGAUGCAGGAAAGCGACGGCAAGAUCACCUCCGCCAAGGUUAUUGACUGGGAUAAGGCCACGAUCAUUUCUGCCGACAACGUCGAGGACGCUCUCGGCGACAUGGAGUAUGUGGUCAACCUUGCGUUCGAGAGGUUCAAGCCGGAGUAA
This is a messenger RNA of Colletotrichum higginsianum IMI 349063, 735 nucleotides long. RefSeq lists its product as uncharacterized. The coding region runs from base 1 to 735 and encodes 244 amino acids. Lineage: Eukaryota; Fungi; Ascomycota; Sordariomycetes; Glomerellales; Glomerellaceae. The record is from RefSeq and is a predicted model, not a curated record. Gene Ontology annotation, biological process: protein phosphorylation. The transcript is spliced from 4 exons. Gene Ontology annotation, molecular function: ATP binding; protein kinase activity.